This is a messenger RNA of Mya arenaria, 2459 nucleotides long. Its product is annotated as meiosis-specific nuclear structural protein 1-like. Gene Ontology annotation, cellular component: motile cilium. The record is from RefSeq and is a predicted model, not a curated record. Gene Ontology annotation, biological process: cilium organization. The coding region runs from base 156 to 1667 and encodes 503 amino acids. Lineage: Eukaryota; Metazoa; Mollusca; Bivalvia; Myida; Myidae. The transcript is spliced from 10 exons.
UGUUUUUCACACAUAAGCUGCAUCCCCUAGCAACGAUAGUAGACUGAUCCAUUUACAUUGGCGGCCAUUUUGUUGGGGGGAAAACAAACGGCUUAAAUGGUUCAUACUUUUAUUUUUAAUCUUCUUUGACUGUUUCAACGGAUACAGAGGACAAAAUGGCCACAAUCAGACGGGCACCACCUCAAACAGUAGCUCAACGUGAGCGUCAACUGGAGAACUCGAGACACCAGGAGAUGGUUCGCGACGAGACUCUGAAAAACCUGUCCCGAGAGAAGAUGCUUGAGUCAAACAUGAACCGGGAAGGCCGACUGGAGGAUAAACGCUUCAUUCGUACACAGAUGCAGGAACAGAAAGAGAGAGAUAUGGAGGAGACUAUUUUUAAGGCCCAGAGGGACCGUCUGCAGCGUGAAGAACAAAUGGCUCAAGAAGAGAGAUUGGCAACAGAGCUGGAGAGAAGGAAGCUGGAUUCAAUCAGGGAUGAGAAAAUGAGACAGCAGAUCAGGGAAACUAGCCUUGAGUUACGGGAGUUAGAGGCCAAACUGAGGUCGGCCUACAUGAACAAGGAACGUAUGGCGCAGAUGGCUGAGAAAGAAGCCAUGAAGUUUGAUGUGAUGAAACGUGACUCAGAGAUUGCCCAGGAAAUGAUGGAAGAACACAAGCGUGCCGAGGAAGCUGAGCGACAGCGUGAAAUGGAGAAAUACAAGGAGAGUAUCCGAUACCAACAGGAGCUUGAACGGCAGUUGGAAGAACAGGAAGGGAAGAAACAACAGGCCUACGAGGAAUUCCUUAAGGAGAAACUCAUGAUUGAUGAAAUUGUGAGGAAAAUCUAUGAGGAAGAUCAAAGAGAAAGAGAGCUUGCACUCAGGAAACAGAAGGCCACUCAGGAAUUCAUCCAGGACUUCAAGGCAGCGAGGGAGCAAUGGAAAAUCCUGGAGAAACAGAGGAUGGAGGAGGAGAACAGGAAGAUCAUGGAGUUUGCGAGGGUACAGAAGGCAAGGGAAGGGGAACGGAUGGCGCAGAAGAAGGCGAAGGAAGACUCCAUGGCUAAAGUGCAGCAGGCGUUGGCCCAUCAAAUCUCCAGGCAGGAACAAGAACGCGAGGAAAUGGAGAAAAUCAGGAUGGAACUUCACCUGGAGGAACAAGAGGAGAGAGAAAGACAGAAGGAGAGGAACCUAAUGGAGAGGCGUAUCCGACAACGUCUGGAGCUUCAAGAUCAGCACGCCCAACAGAUGCACUUCAAGCAGCUCAGACAGGAGGCUGAACAGCAGGAGGAGGAGAACUUCAGGCAACAGAUGAUGGCCAAGUUUGCAGAGGAUGACCGUAUUGAACAGAUGAAUGCCCAGAAACGUCGCAUGAAGCAGAUAGAACACAAACGUGCUGUGGAAAAUCUCAUCGAGGAUCGUCGUGUCCAGUUUGCCGCCGAUCGGGAUCGCGAACUUGCCGAACGACGCGAGGAGGAGAAUAUGGAGGCGUUCAAGAAACAGAUUAUCGAGGAAGAGAGGCAAAAACUGCUUCAAGAGCAUGCUAUGAGGCUACUCGGAUAUCUGCCGAAGGGUGUAAUUCGGGACGAAGGGGACCUUCAAAGAUUAGGACCAGAAUUCCAGGAUGCUUAUCAGCGCCGCCAAAUAGAUCCCUUUGAUGAUGAAGCUUGGGACCGGCGAAAAUGAAAUAUGUGCAUAUUUUGACAUGAAUUAUGCAAAUAAUGUGAUAUUUUAAUGAAUAUUUAUUAUAUGUAUAGUAAAUGUUUUAAUAACAAAAAAAGUUAAAAAUUAAGCCUUCCUUUUUAUGAAUGCAUUUUAAAAUUAUUUUACCUGAACUUGAAGUUAAUAUUGAGUCAUAUUUAAAAAAAAUCAGACAAAUAAUAAAUAGCCUAGAUGUGGUUAAUGUAUAAUAAUGCAAAUAUAAAGGAGCUGACAUGCUGAGCAAUAUAAUGGCCUUAUGACAAUAGUUUAGAAUGUUAUGGUCUGCGAAACGAAUACUUUGGAUUGUAAUUUUAUGCUGAGUUCAAACAAUUUUGUGUGUUCAGAAUACGUCUUUAUCAUGACUGGUUAUCAUAUGGUAUCAUAUUCUGAAUGGUUCAGUUUUCUGAAUUAGUGUUGCAUGUAUGUAUAUAGAAACGGACUUCAGUGAGUCAACUGAUGAAAUAUAAGAGAUAAAAAAUACAUAAGUAAUUAAUGUAUGGUGUUAUGACAAUUUGUUGUUGUUUUUUUGUGCUUUGAAACAGAAAGAGUAUAAGUUGAAAAUGUGUUGGAAUAUUUUUAGCAUGAAAAUGUCUCAGAUCUCAUUUGCAACUGCUGAAUUUGGGAUAAAAUGGAGGAUAAAAUGACCAAGGAUCAUAAAGUAUUUAUUUUUGUCUUCAAUCAUCACAUUGAUGGUCGGACAUAAUAACUGGUUGUCUUGUUGUUAUAGGCUCGAGGCCUACAAUAAAAAACAUUUUUAGAAAUAAACUUGAAAUGAAA